Messenger RNA from Symbiodinium sp. CCMP2592, 2262 nucleotides. NCBI's taxonomy places the organism in Eukaryota, Dinophyceae, Suessiales, Symbiodiniaceae. The record is from the annotation of a GenBank genome assembly.
AUGGAGACCUGGAUGUGCGAACCGCUUCUUGUGACACCCGAGCGUCGCCUGGAGUCAUGUGCUGCCUGGGGAGAUACUUGGAAUCUCCUGGGCGAACCCCCAUUCCUCACGCUUCAACGCCUUGGCCAUGCGCCGCGGCCUCGGAGUCUCCGAGGCGCCCUGGAGGAGCUGCUGCGGACGGAGAAGCUGGAUGCUUCUGCGCUCCGCCGGUCCUUUGAUUGGGCGCGUCUGGCAAAGACAGAGCAACGCUUCAGCCGACUGUCUUUGGACGAGCUAGCAGCAAUCCGGCUUUGCUUGGAUGCUCCAGACGGUGAGACGGCUCCGGCAGCCCUUCUCGCGCAUAUCCAGGAGAGCACUUGGUUCUCCGCCAUGAACCACUUUCUUGCGUCCAGGCAUCCCUCCAACGUCGAUACGGCGGACAAGGCCGAAGGCAGUGCCUCCACAUGGGAGGUGUUGAUUUCUGCUGUCGUGUCUGGCCUGACCGCCUUGCGCUUGCGAGAGCAGCACGAGGUAGCGCCUGGAUGCUGCUACCGCCUGUGCUGGAUCCCCCAGCAAAACUUCGAUGCACUUUUCGGCUCUGACAGCUGCGGUCGGUUGCUUUGCUUCACUGGCUUUCAACGGGCUGGCGGCGCUGAGCCUUGGCAAAGCUUGGGACAGUUACGUCAAGGCUGUGUACCGUGCCUCCUGGAGUUCGAUGCGGCUAUUUCUUGUCAAGCUGCAGCAGUGCAGGAUUUCUUGGUGGAAGGAACCGCAGCGAGUGCCACACCGGAGCUGCUGGUGCCUCCUUUUCUCCGGAGCCACGUUCGCCGCGUUCGUCGCGAGAGCUCUCCACCGCCAUAUCACAUCGACAUCUUCCGCGUACAACUCGCAGGUGUGACUGAGGCUCCGUUCUCGGACGAUAUCCUUGAAGCACCACCGGAGGCGGUCCUGGUGGCAUCAAUGCUCCUGGCUCUCCAAGGAAGCCCUGCCAAGGAGCUGGAGACCAAUCCUUCCUCCCCCGAGGAGAUGGCAGCGGAGGCUCUCGACCUAGCCGGGCGCUUUUUUACCCAGCUGGCAGCCUCCCUGCGGGUGCGAAGUCCCAACGAGGUGGGUCGCAUGUGGAAGGGCUACUUGGAGUGCGCGCUGGAUGGGCACAACCCGUGGAAGGAGCUCGGCAACACGCUUCAGCUAGGCCCAUUCGGCAUAGCGAGGACGGCGGUGGUCGGCUCCGCGAGGGCUUCCCUGCGUGUAACGAAGCGAGCCCUCGGCUUUGAGAGCUGCCUCGAUUCUGAAGCCAUGGACCAGCAGUUCUGCCGCCAGGCCGAAGAGCUUGAAGCACUUCGACAUGCUGCUGUGGGCUGCGCAAGGGAACAGGCGCGAGCUGUGCGCCUGGAGACGUUGUCAGACCCAGAGGCAUUUUUGCGAUACCUAGCACACGAUCCUGUCCGAGCUUUGCGAGCCACACCUGCUAUCCUCAAGGUCUAUCGGGAUUCUGCGGGUCCGGCGCAGCGCGUGCUGCUCUUCGCCAAGCUGAUGGGUUUGUCUGCCAUGGCUGGUGGCCUCCUUUGCGGUGACCCUCGUGUUUGCGAAGCCUUUGAGGGUCCGUGGCGAGCUGGAGGCGCCCACGGGAAUGCUUGGCACAGCUUCCGCUCCUGUUGCGAGCAGCUGGAUGAAGGGACCCUCGCACGGAACGAUGACUGCGACGAGGCGGCUCUGCAAAGGCAUCCAAGAGAUGCACAUGCAGGGGAUCGAGCCUUGGCACUGCUCACGCUGAUGCGGCUUCAUUUGGCCAGAGUGCAUUUGCUGGUCACUGCGGGUUCACCUGACACCGGCAAGACCACGUUGUUUCGGGAGGUGUUUGGCCUCUCGCAUUUGAGCGCUGGCCUCUCAGAGGAGGGGCGGACGGACGAAGUGCUUUGCGCUCUGCAUCCUGACGCGGACCUGCGUUUCAGGCCUGUGUAUCUUGUCGACAUGCCGGGCUUCGGUGAUGGCACGCAACUCCACCGUGCUUCCCGGAAGCCAACCGGCAUGAAGGGCAAGGUGCACGACUUGGCCACGACCCUCCAGUCCCAGAACGAGGCUUUGGGCAUCGAAAAAGGACAUGUGCACAGCAUCAAAGCGGGAAACUCGAACUCCACCAGCGGCAUGCAGUCCCAGCUGAACGAUGUGAAGCGGUACUUCGGGGCUGACAUCCAACGCAUGAUGCAAGAGUUCGAGGCGAGGAUUAUCAUUUGUCCGCUGCGGUUGUGGAACAGGGAUGUCAGCAAAAGAUUGACUGCAUGA